This is a messenger RNA of Stomoxys calcitrans (stable fly), 1453 nucleotides long. RefSeq names its product proline-rich protein PRCC. The coding region runs from base 75 to 1370 and encodes 431 amino acids. The record is from RefSeq and is a predicted model, not a curated record. The transcript has a single exon. Lineage: Eukaryota; Metazoa; Arthropoda; Insecta; Diptera; Muscidae. Gene Ontology annotation, cellular component: nucleus.
UUCUGUCAAUGGCUUUCAUUCUUGUUUAUUUAUUUUGAGCAUAAAAAUAUUUAUAAUAACAGUAAUUAUUUGCCAUGUCGUUAGUUGCAUAUGACGAUAGCAGUGAUGGCGACUCAGAAUAUGAGGAUAACAAGGAACCCGAAACGCUUACGACCAAGCCUUUGGCAGAAAGUGGCCAAAUAAGCGAUGAUGAUGAUGAAUAUUUGCACCAAUCGGAAGAGGAGCCAAGAAAAACAUUUUCUCUUUCCUUGCCAAAACCUCAUAAGGAAUCCACUAUUCAAGAAAUAGUGGGGCAGUUAUCGACGACAUUUUCUGCCUUACCAACCCCAAAAACGCUACAAACAGAUGCUGUAGAAGAAGAUGAUGAAUAUUUACAUAAAAAAGAUAAGUUUGUUAGUUCUGAAGUGAAACCACCGCCUAUAAAUAAGGGACCAGUAAAAAUAUCCAUACCCUCGCUAAAAGACUUUCAAGAUGUUCAGGAGGAGAGAAAAGAAAAGGCAAAAAUAAAUUCUGAUGUCAAGGGCAGAGACCUAUCGAAAGGUUCAGGUCUAUUGAGUAUACUACCUAAGGCGAAGUCAGAAAGAGAUUUCUCAAAAACGGAUUGUAAUCAACAAAAAGACAAUGUUGAUGUGCCCACAAAGACCUCUCACUUUACUUCAUCACUUGUUCCGGAUACAGUCAAGUAUCGACGUCCGGCUUACAGCACCGAAGGUAUUAACGAUGACGUUAAGCCAAUUAAGAAAAUAACUCCACAAAGAAAAUCGCACACUGCUGCCAUAAAAGAUGUCGAAGAAGAUGAGGACGAUGACAAAAAUGGGGUAAAGAAUGAAAAUGAUUUCUUUUCACUUAAUAAUGAUAACUUUAGUCUUCCCGACAUCUGCUCAAAUGAAAUUAACAUGAUGGUAGCUAAGAAGGCUGCUAAAAUAGCAGAAGCUUCCAAGAAUUAUCUAAAAGAGACAGAGAGUAAUUCUACAAUUGAGCAAGAAGUUGCAAACAGGAAUCAGCUUGAAUUAGAAGCAGCAAGAAAACGUUACCAAGAAAGCCAAUUAGACUCUGAAGCUACUCAAGCUCUAGUCGGUAGCAGUGCAAAGCGAAGAAAAAACCAUGGUGACGGAAUUCAAAUUGUCGAUAUAAAUAGCGAUCAGAUUUUGCCGGACCGAGAAGAAUGGAUGCGCAAUGCCUUGGCUUCCUCAACAACCUAUCAGCCCACUGGUGUAUUGGUAGACGAAGAACCGCAAGCUGGCACACGGCGCAAACAUCAAAUAACGUACUUGGCGCAUAAAGCAAAGGCGAACGAAGCUGAACUGCAAGCCAUGUGGGCAGCUAAUCGUCAAAAUAGAAGAGCUACACAGAGUAAAUACGGAUUCUAACAACGGCAUAAAAAUAAUAAACAAUGGCACGUAAAAUAAACCUCUUUAUUGUAUGAAAUAAAGUACUAUUUUUAAAAUGAUAA